This is a messenger RNA of Symbiodinium natans, 987 nucleotides long. Lineage: Eukaryota; Dinophyceae; Suessiales; Symbiodiniaceae. The record is from the annotation of a GenBank genome assembly.
AUGCAGCUCUUGCUUCUUUCUGCCCUGUUCUUGCGCGCUGGCUGCCUGCGCGACGCUCGCGAGCAGCACCCAGGAGCAGGAGUCGCGAUGGCCAAUGCGGCCACCCGCGCGGGAUCUCGGUUGGCAAAGCCACGGUUAGUGAGGCAUGCUGCGCGGAGGUUAAGCAACAUUGAAAUGGUACUGCACAAGACUUACGGGCCUGGAAGCCGCACAUCUUAUAAGCAAAUGCUCAAGAACCGGCUGCUGGAAGACGUCAAAAACGGCACUCCUCUGGACCACUUGUUCAAAGGCGGGAUCCCCGACUUCUUGCUGGCCGAUGUCAAGAAGGCGUUGGAGUGGUCCUACCAGCACAGCCGGCACUACAAGGUCCUGCCGAAGAACCGGUUGCUGGAGUACCAGGCCCGGAAUGCCCGAGUCCUGGCACGCGGGGGUGGGCUUCUGCUGACCGGUGUCGGGGCCGUCGGGGCCGGAGCCGGGGCUACGCUUGGUGGUGCCAUGCAUGGCUUCGGCAUGCAGGGGUCCUGGGAUGUCCUGGAAGAGAACGGAGAGGACGGCGUGGACGGCAGGCUGGCAGAUUCCACUCGACUUGAGCAGCCGCUGCAGGAGCAGCUUGACGAGCUUCUUGGCCGGGCCACGCCGGAGACGGAGCCAGAGGUCCGGAAGGUCGCGGAAGGCUUAGCGCAGGCCCCCAGUACGCAGGGCUCUCAUCAGCUCGCGAGCCUCACCGGUGUACCUCGGGACGCGCUGUUGUCGAAGGUCUUCCAAGCCACCAUGCGGGCCGUUCCCGGAAUCGACCGGAAGCUGCUGACGCAGCGGGCCGCUGAAAUCCAAGCAGGCAAUUACGAACCCCAGGCCGUCGACGACCUGCUUCAGGAAGCUGUGCUGUUAUCCUCCCUGACCACUGAGGAGCAGGAGGUUCUUGGAGCUAGUGAGGGCCCGGCCACCAUAGAGCAACAGGACAUGGACAUGAUGGAGGAGCUCGAGUAG